Molecule: messenger RNA, 658 nt
Organism: Saccostrea cuccullata (small rock oyster)
Lineage: Eukaryota; Metazoa; Mollusca; Bivalvia; Ostreida; Ostreidae
Exons: 2
Source: RefSeq, a predicted model, not a curated record
UCAAACUAUCAAUGAAAAUAUUUAAACAUGGGAGAUGCACCUAGACCCUCUGUGUUGAACUCUGAAUCAAAUAAAUCUACAGAAAAUUUCGCACGACUCUGUCAGUUCCUGGUGACAAUCUGUAGUGACGUCAUGAGAGACAUUCUCAGCCAUUAUAUAAAGCCAGCAAAUCUAAGAACAGAACUGGACAAAAAUAGGUCAACAUUGGAGAAAAAAACGAAUAAACAGGAGAAAGACUUGUUGUAUCCUCCACAUUCAUCUACCAGUAGUGUUCCGCAAAUAAGAUCCAGAGAUCUUGAUAUCACAUUACUGUACAAAAUUUUUCGGAAUAUAUGUAAUAUUCCAACGCAUAUAGCUGGUUGGGGAAAUCUACCUCGUCCAUCUGACUUUUCUUUGGCUGCAUGCAUAGAAAGGAUCCGCAUUUUACGAAAUUCAAUCUCUGGACAUUCUACCAAUGGUACUGUUGAUGACGUAGAGUUUGAAGAGAACUGGAGAGAGUUAAGGACGUCGGUUGUAGAGAUUGAGAAGGAAGUUACCGGUAGCGAUAGAUAUGAAAGAGGAAUAGACCAUUUAUAUGACUGUGAUCUGAACCCGACCAAAUCCAAGGAAUAUGUUGCCCAAAUUAGGAGAUGUUCAGGGGAACUGAAGGUUAAACGAG